AUGACAAAAACAUACAACAGAAGGGAUUCGCUGGUGGUCACCCACCCAACUACUAACCUCCCGGCGUGUGGCUUGAGUACGGCUGAGCGGACGGGAAGCCCUAUUUUCCACACCCUGUGGUCUGUACUAAAGUCGGUGGGUCAUUUGAGAGCGGAUGCUAACAUAUCGAGUCCUCAUGCAUUAGAAACGCGUCUGUCGAGUGAGUGGCCCAUGCCCGAACCCGCCGAGUCGACAGCAAAACCUCUAGCCAUUGUGUAUGGUCCGGAAGAGGUGUGCGAUGCGAAAAUUUACGCGUAUUGUUACUCGCCGCUUGAAAAGGAAGAGAAGAUCCACUGGACCAACGAGAACUUUGGCGGCGAUACCUGGGUCGGAGGAGCCAAGACAGGCACGAUCUACUAUGCAACCGAUGGUGGCUCGAAAGUGGAGCAGUGUAUGGGUCGGGAGAACCAACGGACUGAGUGGGAGGUUUGAAUUCAGAGCGGUGUCUAGAUGGGAGGUGAAUUGCUGUGGACCUGGGAGAUGCAUGAAGCCCCGCUCGAGGAGCAUCAACCUCUACUCCCAUCAUCAUUACCUGCCAUGAUGCACUGACUAGUUACUCCUUGUAGUAGCCGAUCAAACUCUUGUGGAUAUAAAAGUCCUUGUAUCCACGAUUGGCAGCGAGCAAACCCAACCGAUUCAUAAG
Messenger RNA from Aspergillus brunneoviolaceus CBS 621.78, 682 nucleotides. NCBI's taxonomy places the organism in Eukaryota, Fungi, Ascomycota, Eurotiomycetes, Eurotiales, Aspergillaceae. The record is from RefSeq and is a predicted model, not a curated record.